CCAAGUGUCUGUUUAUUACAUGUUCAUUACAGUACUGACACAGAGGAGUCUAGCGGUAGCUCAGUUAUAAUACAACSAUAUUGGCGAGGUGCGGCAUAAAAGAAGCACACGAACGGAGAAAAGGGGAACAUUUACAAGGGGGAAAUCAACACAUAUUGGUGGUAAACAUUAUCACUCCCUCCUAUAUAAAACGCCAGAAGAGGGAAUCAAUUGAGAGGGAGCGAGAGGAAAAAGAGCGCUGAAGGCAACCCACUCAAUAGCCACUUAUUAGGCGAAUAGCCUACAUUCCAGUCGGAUUUGCGUACAUUAAUAAACCAUCAUAAGAAAUGUCUGCCCCAGCUGCUGCCGGUGCCCCCGCAGACGGAGCGGCGCCACCUCCCAACCUCACCAGCAACCGCCGCCUGCAACAGACACAGGCUCAGGUGGAUGAGGUGGUGGAUAUCAUGCGUGUAAACGUGGAUAAGGUUCUGGAGCGUGAUCAGAAGCUGUCAGAGCUGGAUGAUCGGGCCGAUGCCCUGCAGGCUGGAGCCUCACAGUUCGAGACCAGCGCUGCAAAACUCAAGAACAAGUACUGGUGGAAGAAUGCCAAGAUGAUGAUUAUCCUGGGGCUGAUAUGUGCGAUUGUCCUCAUCGUCCUCAUCGGUAAGGUUCACACCCACACUCUUCCUGCCACGGCAGUUUGA
Messenger RNA from Salvelinus sp. IW2-2015, 683 nucleotides. Its product is annotated as vesicle-associated membrane protein 2-like. Gene Ontology annotation, cellular component: plasma membrane; SNARE complex. Gene Ontology annotation, molecular function: SNAP receptor activity; syntaxin-1 binding. The record is from RefSeq and is a predicted model, not a curated record. Lineage: Eukaryota; Metazoa; Chordata; Actinopteri; Salmoniformes; Salmonidae. Gene Ontology annotation, biological process: vesicle fusion; SNARE complex assembly; vesicle-mediated transport.